This is a messenger RNA of Phlebotomus argentipes, 1383 nucleotides long. RefSeq names its product sodium-coupled monocarboxylate transporter 2-like. The transcript is spliced from 2 exons. The record is from RefSeq and is a predicted model, not a curated record. Gene Ontology annotation, cellular component: membrane. NCBI's taxonomy places the organism in Eukaryota, Metazoa, Arthropoda, Insecta, Diptera, Psychodidae. Gene Ontology annotation, molecular function: symporter activity. Gene Ontology annotation, biological process: sodium ion transport; transmembrane transport. Bases 1 to 1383 code for a protein of 460 amino acids.
AUGGCUUUGAUAGUUCCGCCGAUUUUCCUGCCGAUCUUUACGGAACUCAAACUGACUUCGAGCUUCAAAUACUUCGAACUGCGCUUCAAUCGCCGAGUGAGACUUCUUGCAAGUUUCAUCUUCCUCUUCACUGGGCUUCUCUUCUUGCCUGUGACUGUCUACGUUCCGGCCUUGACCUUCCAGAGAGUCACUGGCGUCGACACUUACGUCACCGUCGCGACGCUUUCGCUGCUGUGCGCUUCUUACACCGCGAUCGGCGGAUUCAAGGCCGUGCUCUGGACGGACGUCGUGCAACUCUUGCUCAUGAUCGCGUCGUGCGUCGUCGUGGCCGCGAUCGGGAUCCGAGCCGUCGGAGGAAUCGGAAACGUCUUCGCGGCCGCCGAACGCGGAGGAAGAAUUGUCAUUGCGAACAUGGACUUGAAUUCCAGAAGCUCCUUUACUGGAUAUCUUGUGUCCUUACCAUUGGUUGCCACUUAUCAAUUUGGACUCAAUCAGGCAAACUUGCAGAGAUUUCUCUCAUUACCAAGUCAAAGAAAGAUGAGAAUAUCAGCUUGGAUUCAAGCUUCCGUAUUUGGGUUUAUAAUGCUCGUCUGUCAAACGUUAGGCGUUAUAAUGUACGCUAACUACGAAACCUGCGAUCCGGUGAAAGCAGGAAUUAUAAGAAGUGUUGAUCAAAUUCUACCGCAUUUCAUCCAAGAAAAAGCGUCUCUGUUUCUGGGUUUCAACGGAAUCUUUAUUGCUGGCGUUUUUGCUGCAAGUUUGUCAACAACUUCUUCGUAUUUAAACGCCAUGAGCGGAAUUAUCUUUGAAGAUUUCAUCAUCAAUUGGCGUCCAGACAUCAAUCAAAAUAUCGCCAACAGAACGAUGAAGAUUAUUGUCAUGAUUCUGGGAAUUCUUCAGAUUUUCUUGGUAUUCUUUAUUGAGAAAAUGGGAAUGAUUGCGCAAAUGACACUUCAAUGUAUGACUCUGAAUGCUGCGGCUCUUCUUACUCUCUUCAUUCUUGGUGCGCUUUUUUCUAAAGCCAAUAGUUCGGGUGCACAAGCUGGAGCUUUGACUGCCAUUCUGAGUGUUCUGAUUCUGAUUAUUGGAAGCUUAAACAGCAAACCCGAACCAACUCUUCCUUUCCGAACCGACGGUUGCACUGAUUCUCUGAACUCAACGAUCACAAGUUUUCCUCAAUCUUCAAGUGAUCAAGAAGACAUUUUCUGGCUGUUCCGAAUCUCUUUCGUGUAUUACAAUUUAAUUGGACUAUUCAUAGGCAUCAGCGUUGGAUAUUUGACCAGCAUUUUAACCGGCGGAAACACAGUUGAAGAUCAGCGACUUUUGGCGCCUUUUCUGCGAAGAAAAGCUCCAACAGAAGAACAAAUCAGUCUCAAAUCGUAG